AUGGCUGAAUGGAAAAGAGGUGGACUUGACCCCGUACUCGUCAAAACCUUGUGCGCCACGAGCCUUGGUGGAGGGAACUGCAGAGCUGGAGAUCGUGAACGGAUUGCAUCUUGGUUCCGCGAUGCACAGGCAGUAGUUUUGUCGGUUCUUGGAACCCUGUCACUUUCACGACUUCAGGCACUUGUUCUCAUCAUCCACUAUCACUACGAGAAUGGUGACACGGUUGAGGCGUGGAAUCUUCUCGCGGUAGCGGCUAGGCUGGCAUUUACACUGAAACUGAACCACGAGCGUAGCACACUCAAUCCGAUCGCCCAAGAGUCUGGAAGAAGAUUGAUGUGGCACGUUUACCUUUUCGAUCGCAUUUUCUCUGGUGGCCUGGAAGACCUAGAAGUCUGUCCAGUCAGUAGAAUGCUUCAUCUCCGCCUUCCUUCUGAGGAUCGAAGUUUCGAGCGCGGUAUGCCGUCUCGAGCGCAAUAUCUGUUUCACAAGGAGUCGGAAAACUCAGAUCACUCCGACAUGGAUCUAUAUUCAUAUAUUCUUCGGGUUUAUGCAACUCGUGAUCGAAUAUUGAGAUAUACCAAGAGGAUCUGUCGAGAAGGAGCGUGUCCCUCGCAAAGCAAGAGUGAGCUCUCUGCACUGGAGAAAGAGCUGACAACUUUUGGGGAGUCACUCCCCGCAGACAUUCGGCUCAACCCGAGCAGGAUAUCCCUUAUGGCCCAAUCUCGAGAUGCUUCGGGCUACAUUCGCCUUCAAACAGUCUGGCUACAGUGCUACAUUGAUCUAUACAGAUUUCUGGUUCCAGGAAUCCGCGAGUCCGUUUCACAAGACAUUAUAAGUAACACGCCCGGCGAAUAUGUGUCAUAUUGCCAGCAUAAUGUCCUUACUCGAAUUGUCCAGCUUUUCGAUCUAUGGUCAGAGUUCUUCAAGCAUCGCGAGAAUGAACCAGAAAAAGACAUAUAUUUUGUAGUGUCAUUGUACCAGGCUUCUCAAAUUAUUGACAACCUUCAGCAUCUCCUUCAGCCAAAUAAUCCUUUUGGGGACAUCAAGGAAAUCAGGGGGAAGCUUGAGGCGGCGCUAGCCGUGGUAUAUCCAGAGCUGCGAGGAAGGUUUCCUAGAAUGAAAGAGUGCCUUCGCGAAAUUAGGAGGGUCAUCAAUAUAUUGGGGCUAGCACAUCCGACGAACCCUUCUCUUCAUGGGCAAAAGGAGUCUCAGAAGGACAAGUACCACAUGAUCUCAAAGGGAUCUGUAAUACCGCGGGAGUCUGAAUCAGAUGAAGGGAGCGACCCUCCCCAUCAAGAUUCUGGGUUGGUCAAUGAACAAGAAUUAUCAAUGCAACCAUGGGGUAGUGAUGGCAUCAUAAGGGAAAGCCACGCACUGAUGUUGAGAGAGGACGCCCCGAUCACUGGAUCGCAACACGAUGAGGAUUUCAUGGAUGAAACUACAGCCAAUAUGGGAUCUUCAUUCAAUGAAUUUGAGUUGGAACGUGGGACAUUGUAUCCCGGCCUGGUGCCCUGGGAUCCGUUUGUAGGACACUUCGCAGACAACUAUGGGCCGGAAUUCGACAUACUUGGGCUGCAAACACGGAUGUAG
Molecule: messenger RNA, 1590 nt
Organism: Clonostachys solani
Lineage: Eukaryota; Fungi; Ascomycota; Sordariomycetes; Hypocreales; Bionectriaceae
Source: the annotation of a GenBank genome assembly